This is a messenger RNA of Trypanosoma theileri, 1926 nucleotides long. RefSeq names its product putative small G-protein. The transcript has a single exon. Gene Ontology annotation, cellular component: nucleus; cytosol. The coding region runs from base 1 to 1926 and encodes 641 amino acids. Gene Ontology annotation, molecular function: GTP binding. Lineage: Eukaryota; Euglenozoa; Kinetoplastea; Trypanosomatida; Trypanosomatidae. The record is from RefSeq and is a predicted model, not a curated record.
AUGUCAUUUUUUAAAAAGGUGAAAGCUGUCUUUCGGCAGGAAGAUAGUUUGCCUACACUGCAGCACGUGUGGACGGGCGGCAGUAGUUGUGGCAGCAGAGGUAAUGACACCCAUAGCGUAAAGCAACACAGAUCUGUUAACGGUGGACCGAGUAUCUGGCCUGUACAUCCUGAUGUUCAGAGAAAGAUACAAGAAUGCACAGACAUGAACAUGAAAGCUGUUGUACGUGGGAUGCGACGAACAGGGAAGUCAACAAUUGUGACUCGGCUUUGCGGAUAUACACCACCAAACGCCUACAUACCAUCUGCUGAGAUCAGUGCAGGUACUAUUUAUUACCAUAGCCGUAUGGGAAAGACGGACCGUGGUGGUGCUAAAGUGGAGCUCUGGGACGUGGUGGACGAGGGAUUCAAAACGGGAGGAAAUAGUGGAAUGUCAAUGACUUCUCCUUUAGCUGACGCACGUUCUAUUGAUGUUUACAGGGGCUGCCAUCUUGCAAUCUUUGUGAUUGAUCGAACCCGAAAGGAAACUUUGGAGUAUGCUGUACGUGAAGCACAUCAUGUGCCACCUACAACGUGUAUACUGUUUGUACUUAAUUUUCAUGAUACUCCCAAGAAUACUCAUGUUGUUUUCGAGAGAGAUAUUGAUAACGCUUGCAGGUCUCUUAGACGAGCAACAACACCGAUGAUUUUAGCCGCAUGUGCUGGAUGUGCGCCACCAGAGGAUUGUUCUGCAUCUGUAACAUGGGUAGACAUUAGCGCUGUUACUGGUUAUGGUAUGGAAUUGCUCCAUACUGCUUUUGAGAUUCCUUAUUUGCUUCUUCGUGUGCUGGAUCUGGAGACUCAAAUUAACUCUCAUUUUCGAUGCAUUGAACAGUAUCAAGCAUGGGUAUUCACUGAGAGGGCAAACCUUCACUUAUUGGAAAAGAGUGAAAAAACUGAGACACAUGAAGAAAAUGAUGAAGUAUUAGAUGGUGCCGUUAAAAAAAACCCAGAAAAGAUUAAUGGACAAGGCAGUAUAAAAACAUUAGGAACCGAGUUAAUUUAUUCUUCUUUGAAUGUGGUUGAUGAUCACUAUGUUAAACGUCCUCUGAAAGAUGGGGAGGAAGAUGAAAAUGGCAUUACAAAAGGUUUUUUUGAUGGAUUUGAUGAUGAUGAGACAGGUAACGAUACGAGAAUAGAAGAAUCUAUUUCUAAAAGUAAUAGUAUCAGUGUUAAUGAGAGUAGAAGAACAUCCAAGACUCAAACCGUGUCAUCAGUAGCACCAUCAUUGUCGUUAGGAAAGGUAACUUUGGGUAACCCCACGUUAGGAACGAAUGCUAUUUUAGAUGCUGGAAUAGAAAAUCAGCGAGAAGACAAGAAGUUUGGAAAUAUGCUAUACAGUUGUCAAGAGAAAAUGUUUGAUGUUGGUGAAGAUUUAAAUUUAGACGAUGCUUUUUUUGAAGCAUCUACACAUAAUGAAGCAUUCUCUAUGGGUACAUCAUUGCCUGUCGAGAACGGCGAUAAUACUAAUAAUACUAAUAAUACUAAUAAUAAUAAUAAUAAUAAUAAUAAUAAUAAUAAUAAUAAUAAAGAAGAAUCUGUUGAAGUCGUUACGAAAUUAAGUAUAGUAGAUGAUACAGAAACAGCGUUGACCACCAGUUCAAUUGUCCAAGAAGUCUCUAACAUGUCCACCAUUCAGGUUGAUGUUGAUAUUCUCGUGCGACAGAUGCAGAGUGCACUUGCUGUGGCUUCUGAUGAAGGAGAAGGAAAAGGAACUGAAGAAAAUGCUCCGCAAAUUCGCCAAGGUAAGCAAAAAAGUCAUAGUCGACAGAAAGAGAGAAGGAGUGGUAAGCGAAACAAGAUUCACAACGAUGAAAAACAGAAAGAAAAAGAUGUAGAGUUAUUUAACACAGCAGAUGAUGGGACAUUUGAGUUAAUCAAAGAAUGA